Molecule: messenger RNA, 1455 nt
Organism: Arachis ipaensis
Lineage: Eukaryota; Viridiplantae; Streptophyta; Magnoliopsida; Fabales; Fabaceae
Product: monodehydroascorbate reductase-like
Cellular component (GO): cytoplasm
Molecular function (GO): oxidoreductase activity, acting on NAD(P)H
Source: RefSeq, a predicted model, not a curated record
CUAAUCAUUUUUAAGAUUAAUUUUAAAGAAAACUAUUUUUAUUUUUCAAAUACCUUGUUUGCCUCAUCAAUUUGUAUAUAAUGGCACUGUUCCAUUUUGCAGCACCUGCUAGACUUCCUGGAUUCCAUGUAUGUGUUGGAAGUGGGGGAGAAAGGUUGGCUCCUGAGUGGUACCAACAACAAGGGAUAGAGUUAAUUCUUAGCACAGAAAUAGUGAAAGCAGACCUUGCUGCAAAGUCUUUGAGCAGUGCUAAUGGAGAAACAAUAGAGUACCAGACUUUAAUUAUUGCAACAGGCUCAGCAGUUAUAAAGUUGACAGAUUUUGGUGUAGAAGGGGCUGAUUCUAAAAAUAUCUUUUACCUGAGGGAGAUUGAUGAUGCUGAAAGAUUGUACGAGGCAAUCAAAGCAAAGAAUAAUGGGAAAGCUGUGAUUGUUGGAGGAGGAUACAUUGGUCUAGAGCUUAGUGCAAUUUUGAGGCUAAACAAUAUUGAUGUUACAAUGGUCUACCCUGAACCUUGGUGUAUGCCAAGACUUUUUACCUCCGAGAUAGCUGCUUUCUAUGAGGAAUACUAUGCAAAAAAUAAGGGGGUGACAAUCAUUAAAGGAACUGUUGCUGCUGGUUUCACUGCUAAUUCCAAUGGAGAGGUAAAAGAAGUAAAGUUGAAAGAUGGAAGAGUUUUGGAAGCUGAUAUUGUUGUUGUAGGCGUGGGAGCAAAGCCUCUAACAAAUUUGUUUAAAGGGAAAGUUGAAGAGGACAAAGGCGGAAUCAAGACUGAUGCCUUCUUCAAAACAAGUGUAGAUGAUGUUUAUGCUGUUGGAGACGUGGCUACUUUCCCUAUGAAAAUGUAUGGUGAUGUGAGAAGAGUUGAACAUGUCGAUCAUGCUCGCAAAUCAGCCGAGCAGGCUGUAAAGGCCAUCAAGGCAAAAGAGAAUGGGGAAACAAUAGAGGAGUACGACUACCUUCCAUACUUCUACUCUCGCGCAUUUGACCUGUCAUGGCAAUUCUAUGGUGACAAUGUUGGAGAGGCAGUGGUAUUUGGAGACAGAGAUCCAAAAUCAGCAAAGCCAAAGUUUGGAACAUAUUGGAUUAAAGAUGGCAAAGUCUUUGGAGUAUUCUUGGAAGGUGGAACCCCAGAGGAGAACAAGGCUAUUGCCAAAGCUGCCAAAGUCCAGCCUCCAGCAGAAAAUCAGGAUCAACUGGCACAGGAAGGUGUUUCCUUCGCUACUAAAUUAUGAUCAUUAUUUUCUGGUCCAAAAAUAUAGUUAGGUCAUUAAUUUAGGAAGAAAUAUCAUACAUAUGCAUGUCCUCGGAAUAGAAAAGACUUCUUUUGUAUGAUGAUGAUCUUCCAAUUGUUUUGCUAUUUAUGUUCUUGGAUGGUUUGGAUAACAGCUAUCAAGUAGCACUCCACUUCAACUUUAUUCUAAGACACAAGAAAAGACAAAAGAUAGAGAAGAA